UGUCUUCUACCAGGUCCUCAGUCAGGCUAUGAGUAGCUGUGGUUCCGCGGAGCAGGGUAUUGACUAGAUCUCAUCUUACUGAAGAAAGAUGUCUGGACGAGGAAAGGGAGGAAAAGGGCUCGGUAAAGGAGGCGCAAAGCGUCACCGUAAAGUUCUCCGUGAUAACAUCCAGGGAAUUACCAAGCCCGCCAUCCGCCGCCUGGCUCGCCGUGGCGGAGUGAAGCGUAUCUCCGGUCUGAUCUACGAGGAGACCCGCGGCGUGUUGAAGGUUUUCCUUGAGAACGUGAUCCGCGAUGCUGUCACCUACACCGAGCACGCCAAGAGGAAGACCGUCACCGCCAUGGACGUGGUGUAUGCUCUGAAGAGACAGGGCCGCACUCUGUACGGCUUCGGCGGAUAAACUUACUUUCCAACAGCUCAACAACACAACGGCUCUUUUAAGAGCCACACACUUCGUCAAUGAGAGCUCACAUCCUCUGCUCAACAACAAUAAGUCGUUCUCCGAGUAGAUGUCUUACAAUGUCAAGAUUUUGAAGUUAUUUCAUAUCAAAACAUCAAAUAAUGCAAUUAUAAAUCGUAGUUUCCUCUUUAAUUUCUAAAUUUAAGUUACACUUGAAAGCCGUUUGUUUAUAUUUAUACUGUUAUUUAUAUAUACACGUGUGUGUGUGUGUGUAUUUAUAUAUAUAUAUAUAU
Pleuronectes platessa (European plaice) is the source of this 693-nucleotide messenger RNA. Its product is annotated as histone H4. Gene Ontology annotation, cellular component: nucleosome. Bases 89 to 400 code for a protein of 103 amino acids. Gene Ontology annotation, molecular function: DNA binding; structural constituent of chromatin; protein heterodimerization activity. The record is from RefSeq and is a predicted model, not a curated record. The transcript has a single exon. NCBI's taxonomy places the organism in Eukaryota, Metazoa, Chordata, Actinopteri, Pleuronectiformes, Pleuronectidae. Gene Ontology annotation, biological process: nucleosome assembly.